AUGCUGGUGAGGCUGACGAAUGCCUUUGUCCGUUUGGCUCAGGAAGUGAAAGCGCAGCUGAGCAAAGAAGCGGGCGCAGCCAAGAAGGCCCAGGAGGAUUUCCGCGACGUGCCGCCUUUAAGCGAGUGGGAGGCUUGCGUGCAAUGCAGCUUCUGCUCCAAGUGGAGGCCUUGUGGCACCACCGAAGCCCCGAAGCUCAUGGGCGCAGAUGCUGGCUUUGCCUGCAAGAUGGUGGGCUUCUCCUGCAACCAAGAGCAGCGGUACACCAGCCAGGAGAUUGACGCCGCCUUCUAG
This is a messenger RNA of Effrenium voratum, 294 nucleotides long. The record is from the annotation of a GenBank genome assembly. Lineage: Eukaryota; Dinophyceae; Suessiales; Symbiodiniaceae.